Papaver somniferum (opium poppy) is the source of this 936-nucleotide messenger RNA. RefSeq names its product wall-associated receptor kinase-like 9. Gene Ontology annotation, biological process: cell surface receptor signaling pathway; protein phosphorylation. Gene Ontology annotation, cellular component: plasma membrane. Lineage: Eukaryota; Viridiplantae; Streptophyta; Magnoliopsida; Ranunculales; Papaveraceae. The record is from RefSeq and is a predicted model, not a curated record. The transcript has a single exon. Bases 1 to 936 code for a protein of 311 amino acids. Gene Ontology annotation, molecular function: protein serine/threonine kinase activity; ATP binding.
AUGAAGAUAUUCACAGCCGAGGAGUUGGAGUUGGUAACUAAAAAUUAUGGUGAGAAGAAAAUACUUGAAACAGGAGAAUAUGGUACUGUCUACAAGGGAACUUUACGAGAUAAACGAGUACUUGUAGCAAUUAAGAAGUUGAAAAAGGUUGAUGAAAGUCAGACCAAACAAUUCAUAAAUGAGCUCAUUAUCUUAACUCAGAUUAAGCAUCAAAACAUGGUGAAGUUCUUGGGAUGUUGUUUAGAGAUUGAAGUUCCAUUGCUGGUUUAUGAACGUGUAUCUGAUAUUGGCACACUAUUUCUAUAUAUGCAUAAAAGGGGGUGUGAGAAGUUAUUAAGACUCUGGGAAAGUCGUUUGAGGAUUGCAGCUGAAAUUUCAAGAGCCCUAGCAUAUUUACACUCUGGAGCUUCAAUACCGAUCAUUCAUGGAGAUAUCAAAUCUGCCAAUAUCCUACUAGAUAGAAUGUACACACCAAUAAUAUCGGAUUUUGGUGUAUUGCGGCUGAAUCCUUUGGAUCAAACUCAAAUAGAUACACUAGGAUAUUUGGAUCCUGAGUUCUUUCUUUCUGGCCAACUUACGGAUAAAAGUGAUGUUUAUAGUUUUGGUGUAGUUCUUGCCGAACUCUUGACAGGAGAGAAACCCGUUUCUUAUGAGAGACCCCGAGAACAACAAAAACUUGCUUCGUAUUUUGUUUGCAUGUUGGAAAAACAUAGUAUUUUCAAAAUUAUUCAACCAAGUAGCUAUGAUGGUGGAGAGCUGUGGCAAGUCGUCAAAGUUGCUGAGAUUGCAAGAAAUUGCCUUUGCAUGAAGGGUGAAGAAAGACCUACAAUGAAACAAGUAGCUAUGGAUCUUGAAAGCACGAGUAAACCAAAGAGACGUGAUAAAAAGUUCAUAGUCCUCAGAAACAGAGACCUGAUGAAGAGUUCAAAUACAUGA